Molecule: messenger RNA, 549 nt
Organism: Strongylus vulgaris
Lineage: Eukaryota; Metazoa; Nematoda; Chromadorea; Rhabditida; Strongylidae
Source: the annotation of a GenBank genome assembly
AUAUCCAUAAUAUUACUAUUUUCCAUUGUAAAUAAUGGCGCAGGCGUAUUUUGUCUGUGGAUGCAUAAAGCUCCUCGUGCACCGGGCGGAUUCUCACGAACAAUAAGAGGAAGCGCGAUCUUAUCUUCAAUCGCAAUUCUGUUUACCUUGGUUGUGUCCAUAAUUUUUUACUGCUAUGCACCAGCACAUACGGCUUCAAAGGGCGCAGGAGAUAAGAAAGUAAUCGUCCAGACUAUAGGCAAAGAAAUCAAAGAAAACGUUACUAGAAGCAAGUCGAAAAUGAGCGGCAUUCAAGCUCGCAAACAAGCAGUCAGCCCACAGUCAGUAGACCUCUAUAUUGCGGGGGCAGCGCGCCCGCCACCUCCACCAGCACCUCGUGAGCUAGCUGCAGCACCACUUCCACCACCACCUCCACCGCCACCUCCACCACCUCCCCCACUGCCACCUCCUCCUCCACCUGCGGAACCUGAACAGAAGAAACAAGAAGGAGAGGGACUCUAUGAAAAUUUAGAAGUUCCUCCAGUACUUCCACAAAUACCAGUUCAAUGA